AUGGGGUCCACGGCCACGUACGUGGCGGCGGAGACCCCCAAGCCCGGCGACGACGAGCCCAACCGCCUGGACGUCGCCUUCAACCGCGUGGACAACCCAGCGCCGACUGCGUCGAAGGACAACGCGGCGACCGACGGCCAACUCGUGUCAAUGUCCGAGCUCUUCUCGUACGCUGACGGCGUCGACAAGCUUCUCAUGUUCCUGGGCACCGUGGGAGGCUUGGCCGCCGGCGUGGGGCAGCCCAUCCAGAUCGUGCUCUUCGGAGACGUGCUCAACACGUUCAACCCGGCCGAUCCGGGGGCGAACAUCGAGCACAGCAUCAAGCACGUCGCGCUCAACUUCGUGUACGUUGGCAUCGCGGUCUUCAUUGCCGGCAGCAUGCAAGUGGCGUGCUGGACCAUCACUGCUUCGCGUCAGGCCAAGCGCAUUCGCAGUGAGUAUGUGAGCGCUAUUAUGACCAAGGAGAUCGGAUGGUUCGACGUCAAUGAACCGAUGCAACUUGCAACGAGGGUCGCGGAAGCCACCGUAACUAUUCAAUCCGGAAUUGGCAGGAGAGUGGGCGACGGGCUAAAUUUCUUCUCGAUGGCCGUGUCGGGCAUCGUGAUCGGUCUGGUGAAGGGCUGGCAGUUGGCGCUGAUCUUACUAGCGUUUACGCCGUUCAUUGCCGUCACAGCCUUCUUCUCUAUGAAGGUGCUUUCUACGGCGACGCAGCAGGGACUGGAGAGCUACGGCAAAGCUGGUGCAGUGGCGCAGGAGGCGCUGAGCAACGUGCGCACGGUGCACAUGUUCAACUCCAUCAACCAUUUCAUCAAGAAAUACGAAGACGCUUUGGGUCUGUCGACUAAAGCUGGUAUCAAGAAGGGGCUUGCAGUCGGAUUGGGCACGGGAAUCAUGUUCGGCACCAUUUUCUUCACCUACGCUGGUGGCAUGUACUUCGGCGCGCUCAUGGUAGCGAACGACAACUUGGACGGCAAUACCUGUACUGGCAGCUCCUGCUACAACGGCGGUCGAGUGCUCACGGUCUUCUUUGCGGUUAUCAUGGGCGCUAUGGCGCUUGGCCAAGCUGCUCCGAGUGCUGAGGCUAUCACUGCUGCCCGUGCCGCGGCGUACCCUGUCUUCCAGACCAUCAAACGGUCGUCUCUCAUUGACCCCCUGAGCGAAGAGGGCAAGAAGCUGGACAAGGUCAUGGGUCGCAUCCACAUUGAGAACGUCUCCUUCGCCUACCCUUCCCGUCCGGAGAUUCAAGUGUGCAGCAACUACUCUCUUACCAUUGAACCGGGUGAGACGGUUGCGCUCGUGGGUCCCAGUGGCAGUGGCAAGAGUACGAUGGUGUCGCUCAUUGAACGCUUCUACGACCCUCUUAGCGGAACGGUGAGCAUCGACGGUGUGGAUGUGCGUACGCUGAACGUCAAGUGGCUGCGCUCGCAAGUUGGACUGGUCGGACAGGAGCCUUCUCUCUUUGCCACGUCCAUUAUGGAAAACAUCCGCUACGGUUGCCCCUCGGCUACGGAUGAUCAAGUGAUUGAAGCUGCGAAGAUGGCCAACGCGUACAACUUCAUCAAGGAGUUCCCGCAAGGUUUCCAGACCGAGGUCGGUGAGCGCGGCGCUCAAUUGUCUGGUGGCCAGAAGCAGCGGAUUGCCAUCGCUCGGGCGAUCAUCAAGAACCCGCCGAUUCUUCUUCUGGAUGAGGCUACGAGUGCGCUCGACAGCGAGAGUGAGCGUAUUGUGCAGGCUUCUCUCGAUCAACUGCUGGCGAACUCGCACCGAACCACAAUUAUCGUUGCCCACCGACUGUCGACUAUCCGCAACGCAAGUCGGAUUGCAGUGCACAGCGGCGGCAAGAUCGUGGAAAUUGGCUCGCACGAUGAACUGAUGAAGUUGGAAAGUGGCCACUACCGUCUGCUGGUCGAAGCGCAGAGUCGUGUGGCUUCUGAGGAGCAGGAGGCGAGCUCUACCGAAGUUCUGCAGGUUGAAGAGCUCGACUCCCCUAAUGAUCACAUCGUUCGCCCUGGUCGAUCUCCUCGACGAUCGAUUAGCCGACACAGCGUGUCUGAGAAGGAAGGUGCUGGCAAGGGAGAUGAUGCCGAAUUGGGCGACGUUGAUCUGCCUCCGGUUUCGAUGGCUCGCGUGUGGAAGAUGUCGCUGCCUGAAUGGAAGUUCAUGAGUGCGGGUUCUCUCGGUGCUAUCAUCAAUGCUGCUGUGUUCCCCGUGUGGGGAGUUCUAUUAGUGAAGGUGACGGUGCUCUUCUUCAGACUCGACUACACGAAGCACGAGAUGAUGGAUCACGCGCGCUGGUGGGCGCUUGGCUUCAUUGGUCUAGGAAUCGUGUUCACUCUCUCCAUUACACUACAACACUACGGCUUUGCGGUGGUCUCGCAGCGGCUCGUCACUCGUGUGCGUGCAUCCACCUUUAGCGCGAUGCUGCACCAGGAGAUCGGAUGGUUCGACUUGGAUGAAAACUCGUCGGGCGCACUGGUGUCUCGCUUGGCCACAGACUCGGCGGUGCUGCAAGCCAUGACAUCGGAGACAUUGAACCGAGGGCUUGUGAACCUCACGACCCUGACAAUCGCGUUCGCCAUUGCGUUUUACUACAGCUGGCGGAUGACACUCAUCCUGCUAGCGGUUUUCCCAGUGCUGGCCUUGUCCUCCUACAUCCAGGCGCAGCAAAUGACUGGUACGUCAGGAAACAAGAAGAACAACGACGCGGAUACGGCUGCGGGCUCUCUCCUCUCGGAGGCUGUCGGCUCUAUCCGCACGGUGGCUUCGUUCAGCAUGGAGGUGGCGCUGAAUUCGAUGUACGUCGGGUAUCUCAACGUCUCGAAGGAAGCUGAUGUCAAGAUCGGUGUGGUGGGAGGCAUGGCGUUUGGUGUCUCUCAAGGAGCGAUGUUCCUGGUGCUUGCCUUCCUGUUCUACCUCAGUGGACGUUGGAUCUCCCGUGGCAUCAUCACGUUCGAGGAAAUGUUCAUGGUUCUGAUGGUCAUCAUGCUCAGCACCUUCGCGAUCGGCAUGGCGGCUCAAGGUGCCACGGACGGAGCCACGGCGAAGCGAUCGGCUCAGCGUGUGUUCAAGGUCAUCGACCGCAAGCCGCUGAUCGACGCUACGUCUGGAACCGGACGCUCGUUGGAGCACGUCGACGGCGACAUCGAGUUCCGAAACCUGGAGUUCACGUACCCCGCCCGUCCGGACGCCAAGAUCUACAAGAACUACAGCCUCAAGAUUGCUCGUGGCCAGACUGUCGCGCUGGUCGGAGCGAGUGGCAGUGGCAAGAGUACGGCGAUCUCGCUGUUGGAGCGCUUCUACGACCCGGCGGCCGGUGUAGUGACGCUGGACGGCAACAACCUGAAGGAUCUGAACCUGCAGUGGCUGCGCGAGCACGUGUCGCUCGUGAGUCAGGAGCCGGUGCUGUUUGCCGGCACCAUCGCCGAGAACAUCGAGCUCGGCAAGCCCGGCUCGACCCGCGAGGAGAUCGUCGAGGCGGCCAAGAAGGCGAACGCGUUCGACUUCAUCAGCAACUUCCCGAACGGCUUCGACACGGACGUGGGCGACCGCGGCGCGCAAGUCUCGGGCGGCCAGAAGCAGCGCAUCGCCAUCGCGCGCGCCAUCCUGCGUGACCCGGCCGUUCUGCUGCUCGACGAGGCGACCAGCGCGCUGGACAACGAGAGCGAGCGCGUGGUGCAGGCGUCGCUGGACCGACUGCUGGCCCUCAAGCAGCGCACGACGAUCAUCGUGGCCCACCGCCUGUCGACGAUCCGCAACGCCAACUUGAUCGCCGUGACGCAUGAUGGAGCCAUCGUGGAGCAGGGCACGCACGACCAGCUCAUGCAGCUGCCCAACGGCGUCUACAAGGGCCUCGUGGCGCGCCAGAUGAACGCGCACUGA
Molecule: messenger RNA, 3879 nt
Organism: Phytophthora sojae
Lineage: Eukaryota; Oomycota; Peronosporomycetes; Peronosporales; Peronosporaceae
Product: multidrug resistance protein ABC superfamily
Exons: 1
Coding region: 1-3879 (1292 amino acids)
Biological process (GO): transmembrane transport
Cellular component (GO): membrane
Molecular function (GO): ATP binding; ABC-type transporter activity; ATP hydrolysis activity
Source: RefSeq, a predicted model, not a curated record